AUGGGGAAUCCUAUGUUUUCUCUGCCGGUGAUUAUCAUAGUGUGUCACGUAAUUAGCUGUCACAUCGGAAUAACUUCAACUGCGAGACUGAAAGAAACAUCGUUAGACCAGGCCUCCGCCUCCUCGGGUUUCCAUGAAGACUUGUCGAGUUAUGUCAACUCGGUUACUUCCAGUGGUACAGGAGUGGGGACAGCAGAACAUAAUAAUGGUAAAUCCACGUACAAAACUAGCGUCAGUGUCAAAGGAAACCUCAUCAGGAUAACAACAGACUCAGAGGAUCACACAAACACAUAUCUUCAAACAAAGCGUACGUUAGCUCGAAAUGGAGCAUAUGCAUUAGUCGGGUCGACUUCAUCUCCCAUGUUAUCCUCUAUUUUGUCACCUGUAGUUUCACUUCAUGCAAAGAUCGAUGGAGGUAAGGGCGACAUCCUUCUACCUGAGCUACAUACAGCACCUGACCAAAGAUCUAUCUCAUCCGGUUCUGUACCAAGUAACACAGGAGAUAACCAUGUGGAUAACUUACUCGGAAGAUUACCUCCACUUGGAUUGUUACUUCCAAAUUCUUCUAUAACAACCAACACCUAUGAAUCUGAAGAGAUUCAAGAUAUCUUCAAAGAAGAAUGCAAUAGCGUGACCAUUCAAACAAGCUUCAAGGACAACAAUGAGACAGAGCCUGCUGCAGGGAAACCGGAUAAUACCUUGUAUAUAGGAGGGUUGUUUGAGCUGUCAGGAAGGUACGUGGAGAAUGGAUAUUCGGAGCUUGACGCCGCGCUUUUGGCAGUGGACCAUAUCAACGAGAAAGGAUUCAUUCCUGGUUACAGGUUACAGCUCUUGUUCAACGAUUCUAAG
Molecule: messenger RNA, 849 nt
Organism: Candidula unifasciata
Lineage: Eukaryota; Metazoa; Mollusca; Gastropoda; Stylommatophora; Geomitridae
Source: the annotation of a GenBank genome assembly